Syngnathus typhle (broad-nosed pipefish) is the source of this 2088-nucleotide messenger RNA. RefSeq names its product fibronectin type III domain containing 10 (gene fndc10). The record is from RefSeq and is a predicted model, not a curated record. NCBI's taxonomy places the organism in Eukaryota, Metazoa, Chordata, Actinopteri, Syngnathiformes, Syngnathidae. The transcript has 2 exons. The coding region runs from base 213 to 1100 and encodes 295 amino acids.
UUUUUUUUGCACACGUGCACUGUGCGGCGCGCGCCCCUCGCGUGCACACGCCAACGGCGGACAUCAGAGCGGGAGCGAAAAGGGGAAGACGUCCGGGAGACUCACUGGCGCCGUAACCCAGGAAUGUCCUCGCUCUUGGACGCUGAUCCCUCCUCCACGCGGAUGUUGAAGCAGAGCUGAUCGGCCGUCAGCAGCAAGUGUGAGCAGAGGAGAUGAGCAGCCAACAGCGGCCGUCGGUGCUCGCUUUAGCGGCACUUCUGAUCUGCACAGCACAGCACAGGACUCACGGCAACGAUUCGACAUCAUCAUCUGCAUCCCCAUCAGAGGUGACAGGCAGGGAGGAUUCUGGGAUGCAGCGCAGGUGGCUCAAAAACCAUGGCAACAGCAGUCAGGAAAGCGGGCCGCGGCAGAAGGCUUCAAGCCUCAAUGCUUCCGCUGUGGACUCAGUCAAGUGGAGCCCGCUGAGCUGGGCAUCAUCACCACUAUGUGCCUACCAAGUCUUAGAGGGGGGGGUCGGGGGGCCGCUCUGUUUUCGACACAUGUUGGCGGGCUACAAAUGCCACAAGGGAGACUGCAGGUCAGCAGUGUCUACAGGGAGCCUGGUUGCCAAUAUUCUCAUCAACGGCAGCGUGCUACUUCAGUGGAGCCAACGGGGGGAGGUUAAGGGGGUUCAGAGGUCAUCUGCUUGGACAAACUCGUCAAGUAGCGAACAACCAAAUAGUGUUUUUAGUGGCCGGCGCCACAGACGGGGAGGCUACGAGUUGAGCUGCUGGUGGAACGGCAGCUACACUCAGUUUGAGUGUGCCGGGGUCCAUCUCGGGUCCGGGUGCAGGGAUUUCCUGUUGAGCGAGCUGCACGAGAACAUCCCUUACCGCAUCUGCCUGCGCUCCGCCGCCCAGAGAUCAGACCACAAGGACUGCGUGGAAUUUAUACUGCCGCCGUCCGGGAUGCAGGAUAUCGUGAUCGCCAUGACGACAGUCGGGGGGGCCAUUUGCGUGAUGUUAGUCAUCAUCUGCUUGCUGGUGGCGUACAUCACGGAAAACAUCAUGAGCCCAGCAACACAGCACACAUACUCCUACCGCAAUCACUCACGUCACUGAGGCUCGACCCAAACACUAAGGUCCAAAAAGACCUCGCCUGAUGACCUUCACUUCAUUGUCCAGUGUGUUUGUGUGUGAAGCACAAUAGUGUCUCUGAAACAGAUAAAACUUUCAACCUCUGCAAAUAAGAGCUAAAGCAACUUUCCCAAUCUUGCACAGAGUCAAAUACAUCCCUGUUGAGUUCUAAUGUGUCGUUUGCAAACUGUUAUCAAUUUUGGGGUUUUGAGGUAGUCUUAUAGUAUUAGGGAAAAAAACUCCAAAGGCUUGUCUUCGUUCCUUGAUUUCUAUGUGCUGAAACAAAAAUCUCAUAAAAAAAUUAGAUACUGCUUUAGGUGAUAUUUGGGCAUUGACAUACAUGUGCCAUACAUAUCUUUUAUUAUUAUUGUACUUCGCAGCUUCAACAAACAAAUGAUACCAUAUUCCCAUAUAUACCAUAUUUCAUGUAUUUGCCAUCACUGAUACACUUUGUUGUGACAAAAAGAGCCAAAGAAAACACAAAAUGUACUCGAGGAAUUGAUCUUGAAGUCUUGUGAAUUAAUUUAGACUCAUUUUAUCCUAAGAAUUCAGGGUGAAUUCCUUAUUGUACGACCUAAUGGUAUUCAACUUUGGAGGUUUAACGACACUUUACACAGAGUAGACGGUGAUCCACUAAGAUGUGUUGCUUUCAUUGGUUUGUCAGUGAUGAAUAGUGAAUUUGUAAAUUAGCUGCAAUAUACACGAACAGAGUAAGUAAUGAAAUGCUUUGAGUGUAUCCCAUUAGCUGAUGUUCACUCACACAAGUGUCCCGCUACCUUGUGUCUUUGUAACAAAAAAAUACUGGUGUGAAUUACAUGCGUCCAUCAGACUUGUUUUGUAACGUAGGUCUGUAUACAUACAUCAUUUGGUAAAGGGCAAUACAAUCACUAAAUACUAUAACAAACAAAAUUAUCCACAAACGUUUGUGUCCUGCUGUCAGUCAAUAAAGUAUCAUGAGAUUAUUUAAACUAUU